CUCUAUAUAUAUAUAUAUAUAAACACAGGCUUUCCAACUCUGCCACGAAACCAAACCUUGUACAAGACUCCAAAUCAGUUUUAAAACCAAUCUAAAUAUGUUCCAGGAGGCGCCGCCGUGUUGGGUCACUCGGUCGUCGUCUUCGUUGUCGGAGGCGGCGCGGUGGACGCGGGCGGAGGACAAGCUGUUCGAGCAGGCGCUGGUGAGCUUCUCCGAGGGCCUGCCGGAUCGGUGGGAGCGGAUCGCCGAGAUGGUCCCCGGGAAGAGUGUUGAGGAGGUUUUGGAGCACUACGAGACGCUGCUGCAUGAUGUUGUGGAGAUUGACUCGGGACGAGUCGAGCUGCCGAGUUAUGCUGAUGACUCGGCGGCGGCGCAAGCGGGAGGGUGGGACACGGCGAGUCAGAUCUCUUUUGAUGGGUGUAAGGGUGGAAACAACGGUGGUGAGGCGGCGGAGAGGAAGAAGGGGAAACCUUGGACUGAAAUUGAACACAAAUUGUUUCUGGUAGGACUAAAGCAAUUUGGGAAGGGUGAUUGGAGAAGCAUUUCAAGAAAUGUAGUUGUGACAAGAACACCCACACAAGUGGCAAGUCAUGCUCAGAAAUAUUUCCUUCGCCAAAACUCGGGAAAAAAGGAAAGGAAAAGAUCAAGCAUUCAUGACAUAACCUCGGUAGAUACCAACUCGGUGCCUGCGUCUACUGAAUGCAAGUGGAUUCCUCAACCUCCAGCUCCACCUGAUGAUCAUAGUGGUUCAUUUGGGUAUCCAGAUUUCGAUUUUCCAAAAUAAAUAUGGCAUAAUACGUGCUCUGUAUAUAGAAAGUUGCUUGUGUGUUAAACAGUCAGAUCUGUAAAUUGGUACUUUUCUUCUCUGUUUAGAGUUCUCUUCCAGAACAUAGGCCAUUAGGAGCAUUGUGAAUUAGAUUCAAGGGUGUAAGUUUUGUCUUUGAAGUCUUUAAAUGGAGAUUAGGAUCAUAUAUUAAAUUGA
Molecule: messenger RNA, 982 nt
Organism: Argentina anserina (silverweed cinquefoil)
Lineage: Eukaryota; Viridiplantae; Streptophyta; Magnoliopsida; Rosales; Rosaceae
Product: transcription factor DIVARICATA
Exons: 2
Coding region: 98-784 (228 amino acids)
Molecular function (GO): DNA binding
Source: RefSeq, a predicted model, not a curated record